CAUGUCAAAAAUUGAUUUCCUGCGGCUGCACGUUUCCUGCUGAGUUUUUAAUUGAAAGUCAGCUCUGAAAGAAAGUAAUCUUUCCUAAUGCUGCAAGCACCAGGCGCCAGUAGUUGCUGGUCCUGGAGGCUGUAGGAACUCAGUCUGGCGCAGAAGGAGGCAGCUGUGAAUGGCCUAAAUUCAGUGUUUCAUUCACUGAAUUUAGGUGAACCUUUUUUAAACCAGUUAACUAAACCUACCUUUGGUAGCCAGUCCAGACACUACUAUAUCAACAGCAUGCCAGGACGUAGGCGGAGACGUUCUCCUGAAAAGGAAGGAGGCAAAAUUAAGAAGCCCAAAACUGUUUGUGCUAAAAAAGAUUUAAAUACACCAUUCAGUUCUAAGGCAUGUGCUGCCUGGUUCCGAGAAUACACAAUCACAGAUGAAAAUGUGAUUUGUCCAGAUGGCAUGGAAAAGUUCUGUGAAGACAUAGGAGUAGAACCUGAGAAUGUCAUAAUGUUAUCCCUGGCGUGGAAGCUGGGGGCAAAGAGCAUGGGCUUCUUCAAGAUGGACGAGUGGAUGCAAGGCAUGACGGAAUUACAGUGUGACAGUGUACCCAAAUUACAAGCCAAGUUUGACUCUUUGCGUUCAUUGUUGAAUGACCCUGUGACCUUCAAGAGUAUCUACAGGUUUGCUUUCGACUUUGCACGGGAACCUAAUCAGCGAAGCCUGGAGGUGGACACUGCCAAACAGAUGCUUGCAUUGUUGUUAGGGGGCAACUGGAGUUUGUACGCAAGUUUCCAUCAGUUUCUAGAGUUACAUCAAAAUGGUAAAUACCGAGUGAUCAACAAGGACCAGUGGUGCAACAUACUAGAGUUUAGUCGAUUUAUCUCCCCAGAUCUUUCCAACUAUGAUGAGGAUGGUGCAUGGCCAGUGAUGCUGGAUGAAUUUGUGGAAUGGUUCAGAGAGCAACAGACCAAAACCAGCUGAGAAGGCUGUUGUGUGCUGUGAGCUGUGUCCAGUCCUGAUGAAUGCAAGAAUACAAUAUUUUUUCAUGUACUAUUUUGGGGCACCUUCCCUUUGUCCUUCAGGCUGCGACAUCUUUGUACUGCUAUGAACAGAUAAUUUUUGAAGAAGAAUAAGUCAGAAUGAGUGCUUAUAAACAUUUACUGCUAGGAGCAGAAUACCAGAGAAAAUGGUGCUUACCCACUUCUGGAAGUAUUAGAGUAAGGAAGUUUUAAAAAAAAGUUGGCUGCUUUACUAGUUAACUCCAAGUGAUCGCAUUUAUUUGAGAGAAAUGCUGCACUUCAAGAUCAAAAUCAACCAGAUUAUUCUUUAACUGUAGAAGAUUAGUAGUGAUAACAUGUUUUACCCUUGUUCAGGUUUUUGUUUCGUGUUUCGUUCUGGUCAGUCCAUGUCUUUUAUGAUCUGUUUAAGCUUAUCAGAUGCUGGUCAGUCGAUGAUGCACUGUAAUUGCCUCUGGGAUGGUACAGUUUAGAACUGUGACUGAGAAACUGUGUGUGCCUCAAACUGAAUUUGUCCCUGUUGUGUGAACACCAGUGCACAUAAAAUCCAAAGACCUUCCAUGUUAUUGUACAGCUUGCUUUACUGUGUUGCCAGUCAUAAUGUAGCCGUUGUGGAGCGAGCACCUGUUGCACUCUCAGCAUGCUGAAUUGUCAGGGACUACUGGCAGAGAAGGAAUCAGCAGAAUUGUCAGGGACUUCUUGGAACAUAAACUAACAAUAGUGUGAGGUCAGAGGCCUCUCUUAGGGUGAGGCAGGUAUGUGUUACAAGCUUGUCUGAUAUGUUCCUUGUGUCCUUGCUGUAGCAUGACAUAACUGUUCAAUAAAUGUUGAGCAGUGCAUGAUACAAUCCUUUUUGAGAACAGUGUGUAAUGCACUGAGAAGUUGCACAAUGAAGAGGGUUGGUUGAAAUUCUUAUGUAGGAUAAAGAGAUCAGACUGGGUUUUUUCCUCCCAGGAUAGACAUGCAGGAACAUAAUUCUCUGACAAAAUGAGCUGUAUUUUUAAACUCUGUAGUUUAUUUUACUUGCAUUGUCAAACUUUGUAGAUUAUUUUGCUUGUAUUUUCAAAGUGAAACGUGCCAUGCUCCACCAUGAACAUGCUGAAGCACAAAUUCAUGCUUAGAUUACAGAUGGUGCCUUAUGUGAGGCAUAGUCUCUUCCCUGACACCUGUAACAACAGUAUCAGCUGUGCACUUGCAUAAAUGAAUGGGAUAAGAAGUAUAUAUAUAUACAAAUAUAUAUAAAACAACUUUAUCAAGUUUACCCCUCUAUUAAUUACAGUGCUCUUUUUUGUCCUUCAUUUUUACUUUACUGGAGCACAUUUUGUGAGAAAUGCCAUUUUUAAAUCUUGUCAUAUAGGACAUUUUCUUAAGCUACAAAUGUUGGCUCAGCAUACAUGUGUGUUCAAGUGAGCUAUGGACUGGUUGUGGCAGUUUCACUCAUUUGCAGCACAGUAGCUGUACUCAGUAUCUUCUGUUAUUCACUGUGUUAUUGCUUUGUCAUGGUUUCGUCUUACGUUGAUCCCAUCAUUGUCAUGUCUCAUGGUAUUUCCUACCCAAAACCUACUAAACGUGAAAGAAAAACAUUUGUCUUCCACUGACUUUCAAAGAUGGCAUUUGAAAAAAGAUCUCUUUUGGCCCAACCCCACACUAAGACAGUGGGGGAGGAGGAUUAUAUUUCUUUUGUUUCCUGAAGAUGAUUGGUGGGUGCUAUGGCAGAAGGUAUUUGCUUCAAGUGCUCAUGCUUAUCAGAUGUGAAUCAAGUUUGGAUGUCAAUGCAUGUCAUUCUUGCCUUCUUCCUGCCAGAUCAGAGUGAGUGUCUUGUGCAUGCUACGCAACAAGCAUUCUGUUCUUCUUUGCCAAAUGACUUGUCUGUCCCACACAGGCCAGUACCCUGAUGAUGUCAGCUUAUUGCUUGUAUAUCGUGAAGGGUGAACUUUUGGUGAUGAAUUUUGUAAAUAAGAGAGGGAACGUUUGUGUACAAUCUGUCGUGAAGGCCAGAACAUUCAAUUAAGUGUGUGAAUGUGUUCUCAUACAUGCAUUUUAGACUGCUUUCAGGUGAAGCUUAUCUUCGAGAUGAAGCAACAAAGUAUGCGUGCGUGUUAUACAAGGAAACUGUAACCCUGGUAAAUAGCCAAACCACAUAACGAAAUUACAUUAGUCAGAAAAUGAUGGGUUGUGGGUACACGGAGACAAGGACCGUCUGAAAUAGCAGUGGUGGUGAUGACUGAAAGAUUGAGUUGCUGAGAAGAGCCAGGGAUCAAUUUCUGGAAAGGAGUGAUAGGUGAGAGAAGUGCAGUGUAGAAGUUUUUUUUAAAGAUAUUUAGUUUUUGAGAUAUUCAGACGUUUAAAAUAUUAGAACUAUAUCAAACCUUUUAUUUGUCCAGAGAUUAUGUAUGCAAAGAAAGAUUGUGCAUUUAAAAAAAUAUUUCAGUGGAUGCUUAGGUUUUUUUUAAAGCAACAGUUGAAAACAUUGCUGUGGGAAGGAGCCAGGGUGAGAUUUGCAUAGGAAAUAUGCUGCAUGUACCACUAUAUGGUACACCCAUACAGUUCAACAUCUACAGGUUACUACAAAUUUUGAGUGGCUGUGAAGUCACAGGACCUGCCAGUAUUGCACACUCUUUGUUACAGCAAUGGCAGAUUCAGAUUUAGUUUGCAUUAAAACCUACUUCACUUUCAGAGGUGAGCAGGGGAAAUCAGAGGACAGGAACAUUUUGUACAUUAACCUCAAACGUAAUGUUUAAAUAUGGACAGUUUUAUGAAGGGAACAUUAAUCUGAGUAACUUGAACCAUUCAAAUGUGGUUAGAGUUGAUCUGAUUGUUUAGACUGUAGAAACAGCUGAUAACAACUUGUCAUCAUGAUUGUGUCAUAAAGGAUCAUCAGAUGUGAGGAAUAAUGUUAUCUUUGAGGGUUUUUUGCUGUUUUUAGAAACUGGGUGCCAUCUCUUUACAGCUAUUUUCUGUGGGUUAGGGGUGUAAAAGAUUUAAUAUUUGUUCUGUACUGCAUAGGAAACAAAAAUAAAACUGUUGUUUUGUGCCCGGCUUAUUACAGGUUUAUGAAAGUCUGAUCUUAGCCAAGAGCACUUGAAGUUUGAAGGAAACCAUAAGUUGAAAAAUGUCCUGAAGUUGAGUAAUUUGUAUGGAGCAUCAGGGAAAAUCAAUCUGUAAAAAUAUUAACUUGUAUGUGAAUGAAGCUAAUUUUAGUUGUUUUUAAAAAUGUUUCAAGUUGAUAAACGAAAACAUUUCUACAUGAACUAUUUUGUUUAUAAGGUUAUCACACUUGACUCUUUCCCAUCAUACAUCUUUCUGGGACCUCCCUGUUCCCAACAGAUUUCCUAAAAAUGGGACAACCUUCAUUAAGGCCAGCUUACUUUUUAGUAUCAGAUGCUUACUCUAAUUCACUGUCUUGUCAAUUAUUUUCUUACUCGUACCCCUGGAGAAUGGAUUCCAGAUAUAAAAAAAUUCUAUUGCGCAGUCAGGUUAAGUAAGUUGCUGUGCACUGAACUGUUUGCCAUUAAACCUUUUAUUAAAGAUUAAAAAGUAGCUGCACAUGGUUUCUGUAUAAUGCACUACAGGGUGGGAUAUGAGUGCCAUUCAAGCAUGCAGUGGAAGUAAGAAGAUAGCAUUUAUUUAUUAAAACGUUUUAGAUGUCAGUUUUUAUGUCAAAUGUCAGCCAACAGUUUGGUUUUCGGCAAUGUAAAGGUUGGGAUUGUAGUCCCUGUUUUUUCACCUACAUGUGGGUUUAUGUGAAUAUCCUGAGGGUCACGGUUAUCAGUUUUGUGAUUAGCAGAAUAGUGUAGAGACUGAAGCAAGUACAUCGAGGCUAAUUUCUUUGCAAACAGGCAUGUGAUUAGUGUGACCUUUCAAUUUCAUGCAAAAAUUUGCUUAAGGUUGCCAGUCUAAAGCAGGUUUUGCUGGCUGGUUCAUACCAGACAGAAAAAAACUUUCUAUUCUGCAUGAAAAGUUGAGUUAUGGGUUGUACUGAUACUGGACAGGAAAGACAAUAACGUGUUUAAAUGUUUUCCCUUAUGAAGAUUUGCAUCUACCUCUUUUGUCAACAUGCUGCCUGCAUAUAGGUGAUAAAGGUGAGGUUGUGGCUUGUGUGAAGACAAUGGCAUAAAAUUCCUUGUGUGAAAUAAAGUGAUAGAGACAACAGCGGAAAAGUCCUUGUGAUUGAACUAAACACUUUAGGAAACAUAAUCCGGAUGUGAUAGAGUGCUGAGUAAGCAGAAUGAGUGGAUGUGUACAAGAGAAAUGGACUACAGACAAGAAGGAAUAUAUGGAAGUGCUUGCUACUGUGUUUGUCCAUCCAUGCAUGAGGUGGGAGAGUUUUGUACAGUUGCUAACUAUAGCAAAGUGAUAUUUUGGAAUCAAAGCCAGAAAAUCUAUGUAUCUCCAGUCAAAUCAAACAUUCUUCUCAUUACUGUGAUGUUUCUGCUAUCAAUGUCAUCCAAAGACCAUGCGGAUUUUUCGUAUGACAGUUUAAUGUGUAUUUGAGGUGCAGAUUUGUUUUAGAACACAUUUACUGUACCAGCAUGUGGACCUGGUAACACGCUGUCCUGAGAAUGCAUCCUUCAUUCCUCAGUGUUCAUAUUUUCCUGCCACAGUAUGAACACUCCUGUUUAUUGACAACAUUGCCCUUACUUAGGAUUUCUGCAUAUUUUAACGCUACAUCUUUGUAAUUGCUUUUUUAAAAAAGCUGCAGGUUGUUGAAUUGGCCCUUUGAAUAUAAAGGUUUUGUAUACAUGGUUAAAUAUCUGGAGGACCAUUGCCAGACCAUAGAGCAUAGAGGAGGUAAUGGCAUCAGAUAAGCAAAAAGGCCUACCAACUACUCAACAGCAUCAUAAAGACAAAUUGCAAUAAGACUUCAGGAAUGGAAGACAUCAGUGGCAAUGUACAGAAAGCACUGGUGUACCAGACCAAUGGACUGUAUACUAAAAUACUGGGUAGUGGAUGAGAGAGCAGGACCUGCUCAAGGUGAGCUGAGUGGCAAGCCUUUUCAGCUGCUGUUUGUGUCCAGUUGUUAUUCCUUAAGACCUGCACCAAUGGACCAGCAUAAACUGGUUGUUAAUUGGUAACAGUCAAAGGAUGUACAUGUAUUAAAUAUUUGCUAACAGUUUUGACUUCUAAUGAAGAAGUGUAGCCACAGCAUUCACUAUUGUGCUUUUACACCUAUGAAAGCAUAAAAAAAACAACUUUCCUUUUGCUAUUGGCUUAUUUUGGCAGAUGGUGUAAUUUCAUAAUGCAGGUCUGUUGGGCUGGAAGUGGUGGAAACAACUGUAAUGUGCAACUGUUACACAGCUAGAAACUGUUAGUGAGCCACAUAUUUUGCCAAUGAGUUUGUAGCCAACUUCACAAAUGAGCACAUUCCAUACUAAAGUACAAUGCUACCAUUAUUAAACAAUAUUUGGGAUAUUUUUUUUAAGGGGGUCAGGGUUUGAAGAAAUUAGAAAUUAUGCUAGUUUCCUUAUCCCAUUAUCGUUGUGGACUGGUCCUAACUGCAUAUUGUGUUCUGUGCUUCAGUUUCGGCUUCAAAAGUAUUGGCAGGGCAGUUUGCAUCGUUUUCUCUUAUAGACUCAUAAGUAUUUGCAUCAGUAUUUUUCUUUUACAAACAGCUGACUGCCUUGGAUGAUGUCAAUGCUUCCAGGUUUCCAGAUGGGCACAUCUCAACCAAAUGCACAAAAGACUUAGUGAUGUAUAAUCUUUUGUCUGGUGUUCACUAAUCAUUGUUUUUCUAACUUAAACUGACUUGACUGUCACUUAUGAUUUUACCCAAAUUUCAAUGUAUAAAUAUAUUCCCACAAGAAUUUAAAUGAUGCCUGUUCUGAUUACUGAAGAAACAUGCCUGUAGGUGAUGUAUGGAACUUUGAGUUUUGCAUUUUCCCUGCUUCCCUACUGACACAAGUACUGCAUGUUUACCUGUGGCUGUAUGUGAAGUCUGUUUAUAGGGUAAAAUAAGACUGAUUAAAAAAAAACUAAAUAAACAUUUUAUACAAAAAA
Pomacea canaliculata is the source of this 7001-nucleotide messenger RNA. Its product is annotated as DCN1-like protein 5. Gene Ontology annotation, biological process: positive regulation of ubiquitin-protein transferase activity; protein neddylation. Gene Ontology annotation, molecular function: ubiquitin conjugating enzyme binding; cullin family protein binding; ubiquitin-like protein binding. Gene Ontology annotation, cellular component: ubiquitin ligase complex. The record is from RefSeq and is a predicted model, not a curated record. The transcript has 10 exons. Bases 277 to 969 code for a protein of 230 amino acids. Lineage: Eukaryota; Metazoa; Mollusca; Gastropoda; Architaenioglossa; Ampullariidae.